AUGCAGCCACUAAAACGCUGCGGCAGCAGCUUACCAGAAACCAUAUUAGACUAUGAAGAUAUCCUUACGGAAAUCCUUGUGCGUGUGCCAGCUCGAACUCUGGUCCGCUUCAAAUGCGUCUCCAAGCAUUGGCUCUCUCUUAUCUCCAACCCCAAUUUCUGUCACCUCCACACCCUACGAAAUCCUCCACACUCCUCCAUCUCCGCCUUCUUUGCUAGAACAUCCAAUGAGUUUGGUCUAGUCCCUCUUGACCUUGAUCAUGGUCAGACUAGUAAUAGUAACUGUAAUCCUCUGAAUUUUGGUCACAACCUAUAUGCUAUUGAGAUUGUCCAGUCCUGCAAUGGCCUCUUCUUGUGCUGCCCCCUACCUGCAGAAGACUCUUCAUUCUCCGCCACUACAACUAGUAAACCUCUUUAUUAUGUUCUCAAUCCUACAACCAACCAGUUCUCCACACUUACUCCUCCAGCUGCUGCUGCUGCCACUACUGGUAAACCCCGAGUCUUCGGCUGUGCUUUGGCUUUUGACCCUUCCAAAUCACCUCAUUACAAAGUGGUCUUCAUUUGGUGCGUCAACGAACCAAUUCAUGCUGGCUGGUGCCCGUACCAUCACAUAGAGAUAUAUUCGUCUGAGACUCGAAGUUGGAGGCUUCUCGAUUCUUCUUUCGACACUCAACCUCAAGUCCGCUACGAAGAGGGGGUAUACUGCAAUGGCGCAGUUCAUUGGGUGGGCACUGAUUGUGAGAUGUCAUACUAUCACAUAGAUGAAGAGCGUGUUGGAUUGGUUGAUGGUUUCCCUAGGAGUCACGAGAAGAAUUUGUAUACGAGGCUGUCUAGAUAUUUUCGGGAGUCUCAUGGUGGCGGCCAUUUGCAUCUUAUUGAUAUUUAUGGAUAUUCUCUUACUAAAUUUGAAGUCAUGGAGAUGGGGAGAGACUACUCUGGCUGGUUUGUCAAGUACAAUGUUGAUCUUGAUCCCUUAUGCACCACUUCCCCGCAGAUCCUACGUGCUAUUUUUGUUCUUCUCACUCUUGCUCCGGAGGAAAAUGAAGAAGAUGAGGAAAGUUCAUCUCUGUUGCUGCAUACUCCUGGUAAAGUCAUCUCUUAUAAUCUGAGGAAUAAAACCUUCAAAUCUAUUGACUUAACUCCCAAGGCCGGUGUUGAUGAUUCUUUUUGCCGAAUUGAUUUGCAGAAUUAUCGAUAUGUUGAGAGUUUGGGUGUUGUGUAA
This is a messenger RNA of Rosa chinensis, 1221 nucleotides long. RefSeq names its product F-box protein At5g07610. Gene Ontology annotation, molecular function: protein binding. The coding region runs from base 1 to 1221 and encodes 406 amino acids. The transcript has a single exon. The record is from RefSeq and is a predicted model, not a curated record. Lineage: Eukaryota; Viridiplantae; Streptophyta; Magnoliopsida; Rosales; Rosaceae.